Lactuca saligna is the source of this 390-nucleotide messenger RNA. NCBI's taxonomy places the organism in Eukaryota, Viridiplantae, Streptophyta, Magnoliopsida, Asterales, Asteraceae. The record is from the annotation of a GenBank genome assembly.
AUGAAGAAACCUAAUCAUAUCUCUUCGCCUUCUCCCAAGAACAAGAUUCCGGAGAGUAAGUUUGUGGUGGCGAAGGAGAAUUCGAAGAGAGACAAGGAUAAAACCCCGAUUUCAGUUGAUUGUCUUCAAGGAAAAUCCGAAGAAGAUGACGUUUUUGAGAUGUCCGGUAAUAAAGGAGAAAGGAGAGAUUGUUGGAUAAAGCAAGAAAGACAAUUCCUAAACCUAUAUAUGGAAGAGUUUUGCAUUUGGUCAAGGCCUUCGAGAAUAUUCUCACAUUACCAUAUUCAAUUGAGGAUGAACUCGAAGAUCAGACAAACAAAAAUCUUGAAAGACGAUUCUCUUCUACUUCAUUCAACCCAUCUGAUCUCUUACUUACUGCAGAAAAUAUAG